Messenger RNA from Ricinus communis (castor bean), 2142 nucleotides. Its product is annotated as conserved oligomeric Golgi complex subunit 8. The coding region runs from base 173 to 1897 and encodes 574 amino acids. NCBI's taxonomy places the organism in Eukaryota, Viridiplantae, Streptophyta, Magnoliopsida, Malpighiales, Euphorbiaceae. Gene Ontology annotation, cellular component: COG complex. The transcript is spliced from 12 exons. The record is from RefSeq and is a predicted model, not a curated record. Gene Ontology annotation, biological process: intra-Golgi vesicle-mediated transport.
GAACGGUUACUCUAGACUCACCCGCGCGACCUUCUUUUCCAGAUCUGAGAAAACAAACCAAACAAAAGAAAGGGCUCCUUUUCUUGUUUUUUUUUUCUUAAGCAAAAAAAAUUUCAGAUCUUUUCGUUUCUCUACAAAACUAACCAAAUCAAAACACUAAAUUUACACUAAAAUGGAAGUGGAAAAUGGAGAUGACACAUCGGCGAUGGCUAACCUCAUCCCUCUGGCCUCCGUCUCUCAACAACCUUACGUCUCUGAGCUUCUCUCGUUCACUCUCGAUCGCCUCCACAAAGAACCAGAGUUACUGCGAGUUGAUGCAGAGAGAAUUCAAAGGCAAAUGCAGGAAGUAGCGGUGGGGAAUUACCGUGCAUUUAUUGCUGCUGCCGAUGCAUUGCUUGCUAUCAGACAAGAAGUUUCUUCUAUUGAUAACCAUCUUGAAUCUCUGAUAACUGAGAUCCCAAAGUUGACAUCUGGCUGCACAGAGUUUAUUGAAUCUGCAGAACAGAUUUUGGAGGAGAGAAAGAUGAACCAAACAUUGCUAGCCAACCAUAGUACAUUGCUAGAUUUGCUUGAGAUUCCUCAACUUAUGGACACAUGUGUAAGGAAUGGAAAUUAUGAUGAAGCUCUUGAUUUAGAAGCAUUUGUAUGCAAACUGUUGACUAUGCACCCUAAAUUACCUGUCAUUCAAGCAUUAGCUGCAGAAGUUAGGCAGACCACACAAUCUCUUUUGUCUCAGCUUCUCCAGAAACUUCGAUCUAAUAUCCAGCUGCCUGAAUGCCUCCGAAUUAUUGGAUAUUUGCGUCGGAUUGGAGUGUUUAGUGAAUAUGAGAUGCGUCUGCAGUUUCUGAGAUGUCGAGAGGCAUGGCUUACUGGUAUUCUAGAGGAUUUGGACCAGCGAAAUGUUUAUGAAUAUUUGAAAGGGAUGAUAAAUUGCCAUAGGAUGCAUCUCUUUGAUGUUGUUAACCAAUACCGAGCAAUAUUUGCUGACGACACAUCAGGAAGUGAAGAAAAUUAUGACGGUGGGCUUCUUUUUAGUUGGGCUAUGCAUCAGAUUACUGCACACCUUAAAACUCUUAAGAUCAUGCUCCCCAAGAUAACUGAGGGUGGUUCUCUGUCAAAUAUUCUGGAUCAGUGCAUGUAUUGUGCAAUGGGACUUUGUUGGGUUGGCCUGGAUUUUCGGGGCUUGCUUCCAUCACUUUUUGAAGAGGCUGUUCUAAAUUUAUUCUCAAAGAAUAUGAGUACCGCAGUUGAAAAUUUUCAGUUAGUUCUGGAUUCCCAUCGCUGGGUUCCACUACCAGCAGUUGGCUUUCCAACCAAUAGUGUCAGUGAAGAAAAUCAAGAAGAUGUGACUCCACCAUCUUAUCUAAUGGAACAUACACCUCUUGCAGUGUUUGUUAAUGGUGUAUCUGCUGCAAUGAACGAACUACGUCCUUGUGCCCCCUUAAGUUUGAAGUUUGUGCUUGCUCAAGAGUUAAUUAAGGGCUUGAAGGCUGUUUCUGACUCCCUAUUAAGGUACAAUGCGACUCGGAUGCUCAGAGAAAAUGAAUCUGGACUUUUCCUCUCACUUUGCCGAGCUUUCAUAGAGGUCGCUUACCCACAUUGUGCCACAUGCUUUGGUCGCUGUUACUCAGGGGGCACUGCUCUUAUUAUGGAUGCCAAGAAUUUAUAUGAUGGUAUUAGCCGCCUAUUAGCAACCUCUCCCUCAAGAGAACUUCCAAGACCAGUGAAUAACCCCGAGGAAAAGAGCAUUACAGAAAAUGGGAACCUGCCUGUGGUCGAAAAUGAGGUCAGUACGGAUGUUGAACAACCACAGCCACAGGGUAUGAAUGCAGCAACAGAUGAAAAGGAGCAGAAAAGUCCCACCAUACCAACAGACGAAAAGCAACCUGAUGCAUGAAACAUCAGAUCAUGGUAUACUCCAAGAAAAGAAUAUCCUGAUAGAGGCCCACCAUUAAUUUUGUAGUUGAUUCUUUUUUCUAUUCAAUUUUCUAAUAAUGUGUACUAGUAUCCUGUCAAAUGAUAUUUAUUAGAUUCUUUUUGAUAUUUGUUGAGAUAUACAAGAGAGAGACUAUUUCAGGGAGAGUUGGAUAUAUGUAGAUGUAUUACAGCGAAGACAAUAUAUAAAAGGUUAUUCUCGUGUAA